Aspergillus welwitschiae is the source of this 1468-nucleotide messenger RNA. RefSeq names its product phosphatase PAP2 family protein. The coding region runs from base 78 to 1031 and encodes 317 amino acids. The transcript is spliced from 4 exons. Gene Ontology annotation, molecular function: phosphatidate phosphatase activity. Lineage: Eukaryota; Fungi; Ascomycota; Eurotiomycetes; Eurotiales; Aspergillaceae. Gene Ontology annotation, biological process: phospholipid metabolic process. The record is from RefSeq and is a predicted model, not a curated record.
CAACUCUCUAUCCAGCCAAACGGCGAAUCCCUUCUGGCUUCUCAUGAGCGCAGUAAAUUAUAACUAAGCGCUACAAAAUGCCUCGCAGUGGACUUGCUGCUGGCUCAGCAAGCCCCCGCUCUCCAGUGAGAGAAGCAACUGGCACCAUGUCCCGCUUGUAUCAGCGCUCGUACCCGGUCGUCGACGCUGUCGCGCUGGCGUGCAUUGUAGGGGCUUGGAUACUGAUUCAGAUAUUUGCGACCCCCUUUCAUCGCAUGUUCUCUCUCGACAAUAAAAGUAUCCAGUAUCCCUUCGCUGUCGUGGAGAGAGUUCCCGUUGUUUGGUCUAUCGUCUAUGCUGGGGUCAUUCCGUUUCUUGUCCUCCUCGCCUGGGCAGCUGUGUUCCGUCCAUACCCUCACAAGGUCCAAGUGACCUUGCUGGGCUUCCUCAUCGCGCUUAUGCUAACGAGCCUUAUCACCGAUAUCAUAAAGAACGCCGCUGGGCGACCUCGCCCUGAUUUGAUUUCUCGCUGUUUACCAAGGAAGGGUACCCCCAAGGAUUUGUUGGUCUCAUGGACGGUGUGCACUCAAACCAACGAGCACAUCCUACAAGAAGGAUGGAGGAGUUUUCCCAGUGGCCACAGUAGCUUCUCAUUUGGUGGACUCGGUUAUAUGUCAUUAUUCCUCUCCGGUCAGAUGCACGUCUUCAGACCGAGGACCGACCUCUGUCGCUGCCUUGUGGCUUUUGUUCCGCUCCUCGGCGCUCUGUUAAUUGCCAUUUCUCGUCUGGACGACUACCGUCACGAUGUGUACGAUGUUACUUGUGGAUCGCUGCUUGGGUUGACGGUAGCUUAUUUCUCGUACCGACGAUAUUAUCCGGCCCUUCGGUCAAUCAAGUGCGACUGCCCCUAUGGCAGAGACGAUAUCAUCGGCCCAGAUGGAUUCUCCAAACUGCCUGGUGAUGAGGAACAGCAACUGCCGGGCUCAGCAUCUGUUGCGCGUCAAUGGGAUGCUCGGGAAUCCUAUCAACUUGCGGAGUCUGCAUCCUCUUAAGGGGUAGAUACCAUUUGCCACAUUUUCAACAUCCCCUGUUCAUUUCUGUGAUACCCUAGAUUUUCGUGUUAUCGAUGUACCGUUACUUUGGACGCUCGCUUUCAUAGUAGCCAAUUACUUGUAUUGUCCGCUCAAUGCUGAUAAUUUUGGAUAUUAAAUUACUCAUACUUAUUCUUACAACUUGGAAAUGUCCCUAUGCUGUACAUUGGUCCAUUCCUUGACAUCGUGGAAGUCCAUCACUCUGUUGGGCCCUCCAAACCGUCCCAAAGUGUCGCUCCAGUUUCUAUCAGAAGCAAUUUCUGGGCUCCACUUGAUGAGAUCGUGGACCUUCUGAGGGACUUUGCCCUCCAUGGCAUCAACAAUGAGACUUCCGAUGGAUGGUAGGUAUUUGUAGCCUAUUUUAAAGGUGCGGGUUAGUAGCGGAAACGCAUCUCGGU